Molecule: messenger RNA, 7551 nt
Organism: Trachemys scripta elegans
Lineage: Eukaryota; Metazoa; Chordata; Testudines; Emydidae
Product: zinc finger protein 271-like
Exons: 8
Coding region: 688-3543 (951 amino acids)
Biological process (GO): regulation of transcription by RNA polymerase II
Molecular function (GO): RNA polymerase II cis-regulatory region sequence-specific DNA binding; DNA-binding transcription factor activity, RNA polymerase II-specific
Source: RefSeq, a predicted model, not a curated record
AGCUGCUAGGUAAGAGAUUAAAGUCUAGGACCUCCAUGUAGCAUUCUCAUUCCAGUUCCAUGAGCAGGGCCAGUUAGACAGCAGAACUGCUGAAACUCAAUGCAUGGAUGAGACAAUGGUAUUGUGAAGAGGGAUUUGGCACAGGUGGUGUUCUCAUUGACCCUUCCAGUCAGGGGUAGGCCCCAGGCACAGACAAACACAUAUUGGAGGUGAAUGCAUGGACUGUGUUGCCAGGAGAGCUUUGGAUUCCUCGACCAUUGGAUGCUGUUCCAAGAAGAAGGACUGCUGAGCAGUGAUGGGGUUCUUUUAUCAAGGAAGGGGAAGAGUAUCUUCACAUACAGAUUGGCUAAUCUAGCUGUAAACUGGGCUUGAUGGGUGCAGGAGACAAAAGCCAGAGCCCUGCCUGCUUAGUUACAUGGACUGUUGCUAAUGAAAGGGGAAUGUGGCUCGCUCUGUCUACUCAGCAUACCGGAGUUGAGCUUCCUGAGUCAGACGCUGCUGCUGAGUGCCUCCGUUGCGACCCGGAAGGAAGCCUGGACUGAUCAGCUCAGCUGCUGCCCAGACCCCCCUCUGUGCCCAGCUGGGGAGGCCCCUGGGGCAGCCCCGAGCUAUGCCGACACCAGCCCCUGAGCCGGAGCCUGCAGAACUUAAAGCAUAUGCAGGGAGAGAGACUGGGGGAAGUGGGGUAUGAAAAGAACCAAAGCCCUUUCUGAAACCUCCCCAAUCGCCCUUCUCACCCUGACAGGCUGCAGAAUAACAUCCGUGUUGUGCUCCACAUCACUUAAUUCUGCCAGGGGAAGGGAAAUGGCUGCAGUGGAGCUGGAACAGGAACUUGUGACCUUCAGAGAGGUGGCUGUGUAUUUCUCCAAGGAGGAAUGGGCUCUUCUGGACCCUGGUCAGAAAGCCCUCUACAGGGACGUCAUGCAGGACAAUUAUGAGACACUGAUCUCACUGGGAUUUGUGACUCCUAAACCUGACUUGAUCUCACACCUAGAACGAGGAGAGGUGUCAUGGGUCCUGGAUCUCCCGGGCUCUGAGAAAAGGGACAUGCUGACAGGAACCUACAUAGCAGGUGAUGGGACAGUGAAUAAGAACAAGGAGGAGAAUUCUCAGCAGGAAGGUCCUGAGCAAGUGGUUCCACAGGGGACGGUAUCAGGAAGAUCGGAAGGGGAUGUUUCCGAGACUUCUGAGCAGGGAGAAACCUGUCAGACACAGCUCAGGCCAGAGCGGCUGCAGAGAAACCUCUCUGGGGAGACACAGGGUAAAUCCAGUCACCGUGGGAGAAGUCUCAAAGGCAUCUCAAUCUGUCAGGCGACCCACUUGGGAAAGGGACCAAAGAUACUUGGUGACUCAGGGGAAAGCUACAAUAGCAUUUCACAUGUUAUUAGUCAGCAGAAAAUCGGCAGAGCAGGAAAAUCCAAGAAAUGCACUGACUGUGGAAAAAGUUUUGCUUAUAAAUCGGAACUUGAUAGACACAAUAGAAUCCACACCGGAGAUAAACCCUAUAAAUGCCUCAACUGUGGGAAAAGCUUCACUCUGAGCUCCACCCUGAUAAAACAUCAGAAAACUCACACGGGGGAGAGACCCUAUAAGUGUCCUAACUGUGGGAAAAGCUUCCGUCAGAGUUCGCACCUUGCUAGACAUGAGGGAACCCACAGGGAAGAAAAGCCCUUUAAAUGCCCUGACUGUGCAAAGUGUUUCAGUUGCACCGCAAACCUUCUUACCCAUCAGCGAAUCCAUACGGGAGAGAAGCCCUACAAGUGUCGACACUGUGGGAAAAGCUUCACACACCACUCAUACCUUCUGGGCCAUCAGAGAAUCCAUACAGGAGAAAAACCCUAUAAGUGUCGACACUGUGGGAAAAGCUUCACACACCGCUCAAACCUUAGUACACAUCAGAGAAUCCACACAGGAGAGCGACCUUGCAAACCUAAGGACUGUGGGAAAAGUUUCAACCAUUUCUCCAAUUUGUCCAGGCAUCAGAGAAUCCACACGGGAGAAAAACCCUAUCACUGCCCCAACUGCGGGAAAAGCUUCAGCGUGAAAUCAAACCUCACGACCCAUCAGAGAAUCCACACAGGAGAGAAACCCUAUAAGUGCCCUCACUGUGAUAAAAAGUUCAGCCAGAGCUCAGACCUCACUAAACACCAGCGAAUCCACACGGGGGAGAGACCCUACGGAUGCGAUGCAUGCGGGAAAAGCUUCAGUCGGAGCUCCCGGCUCCUGACACACCAGAGAGUCCACACAGGAGUGAAACCUUAUAAAUGCCCUGAGUGUGGAAAAAGCUUCCGCGUGAGCUCCCAUCUCACUAAGCAUCGACGGACCCACACAGGAGAGAGGCCUUAUCCGUGCUCGGAAUGCGGGAAGAGCUUCAGCCAGAGCUCAGACCUCACUGCCCACCUGAGGACCCACACGGGGCAGAGACCCUACGGAUGCCCUGACUGCGGGAAAAGCUUCCGCCAGAGCUCGCACCUCGUUAGACACCAGAGAACCCACACAGGUGAGAGGCCCUUCAGAUGCACUGAGUGCGGGAAAAGCUUCAGCGUGAGCUCAGAGCUCCUCGCCCACCAGAGAACUCACACGGGCGAGAGACCCUUCACCUGCCCCAACUGUGGGGAGAGCUUCGGCCGGAGCUCCACCCUUGUCCUACACCAGAGAAUCCACAGUCAGGAAAAGCCCUACAAAUGCCCUGACUGCAGUAAAGGCUUUGGCCGUAGGUCACUCCUCAUCCUGCACCAGAGGAUCCACCUGGGGGACAGACCCUACAACUGUGGGGACUGCGGGGAGAGCUUUAUUGAUGGCUCCAACUUUGUGAAACACCAGAGAGCCCAUGUGGGAGAGAAGCCCUACAAAUGCCCCGAGUGCAGAAAAGGCUUUGUGCGCAGCUCAGAUCUCAUUAAACACCAGAGGAUCCACGCCGGGCAUAAGCCAUUCACAUGCACUGAGUGCGGGAAGAGUUUCAGCGAGAGCUCCAACCUGCACAGGCACCGGAGGGCCCAUACGGGUGACCGGCCCUACAAAUGCUCCAACUGUGGGAAGAGCUUCGGCCAGAGCUCUGACCUCAUCAAACACCAACGCACGCACAUGGGUGACCGGCCCUACAAAUGCACCGACUGCGGGAAAAGCUUCAGGCAGAGCUCGGACCUGGUCAAACACCAGAGGAUCCACAAUGGAGAGAAGCCCUACAAAUGCCCGGACUGUGGGAAAAGCUUUAGUGUGAGCUCGAGCCUUGCCUCACACCAGAGAAUCCACGUCGCAGCGAAGCCCUAUGAAUGCCCUGAGUGCGGGCAAAGCUUCAGUGUGAGAUCCACCCUGUCUACGCACCAGAGGAUCCACAGCGGAGAGAAGCCCUUCAAGUGCUCCAAUUGUGGGAAAGGCUUCGGCCGCAGCUCCAACCUGGUCAGGCACCAGCGGAUUCACACCGGAGACAGACCCUACCGGUGCUGGGACUGUGGGAAAAGCUUCACUCAGAGCUCAACCCUUAAUAGACACCGGAGAGUCCACAUGGAAGAGCGGCCUCUCCUGCCUGCUGCAUCAGAGUGAUGGACAAAGCCAAUGAUAUCUUGGACAGCUGGCCAGAGGGUUAUUGGUACUCAGUGCUUGGCCAUACACCCCUCAUGGCUGUGCUCCUGGGCUGGUGUGACUACGAAUGAUGAUAUUAUUAUCCAUAUAAAUGUCUAGCCUUUUCCUGAAUCCUAGUACACAUUCCUCACCUCAGUACUUUCUUGGGUCUUUUCCUGGAGGCCUGAGUUCCCUCAUGCCAGCUGAGGCCUUGUCUACACAGGAAAGUUAAGGUGUGAAUUUAAACUGAUCUAGUUAUCCCUGUUUAACCCCCCAGCCCCACGUGGAAGCUUUUAUUCCGAUAUAAGAGUGGCCUUUUUCCAGUUUAGUUGACAACAUUUAGCCACAGGAAUUAAGCAAACUGAAUACAGGACUCUUAUGCUGGUAUAACUGGUAAAACUUUCCACACACAGAGAAGUCCUGGGGUUCUCUGGUUUCUGGAACUUUGUGGAGUAAGUCCCCUCUCCCACCUUGUGUUCAAACAGUGGAAAUGCAUGGAUGUCUUCUCAGUGAUCUCACAGGCUUCUUCAGAUCAGUUCAAAUCUUAACCCCUUCCUUUCUGCUUUCCCAAACAUCAGCAUUAGUUAGCCAGUGGUGGAAAUGUCUCAGACUUGGCUGAGUUCAUCACUGUACAGCAGCAUCAGCAACUUUCGGUGGUGGAAACAGUGCUGGGGACGGUCCAGUGGUCCACAUUUGUUGUGGGGGGAGGGGAGGAAGUUGAUAGAAAAUGAGCUGAAAGGGGCUGUUCAGAUAAAAUACCCACAACAAACACUGAAAAAGGAUCUAGAUUCUAUUCUCAGUGAUGCUAGGGUGAAUACUGAGUGGCCCCACCAGACUCUGGAGUCACUCUGGAUCAACCCUGGAUAGAAUGGAAUCUGGCCAGAUGGGAUACAUCUGCAAAGUGGGAAAAAUAAAACCCAUGGUGGUGAGUUCACGAGCCCAGGUCUAUAGACUCAGGCUUGCAGGGCUCACACUAGGAAACUAAAAAUAGCUGUGUCGAUGUUCUGGCUUGGGCUGGAGCUUGAGCUCUGAAACCCAGCCCGAGCUGGAAAGUCCACAUGGUAGCAUGAGCCCCACAAGUCCCAGUCUGUAGACCCAGGCUCUGAGAUUCACUGGGAUAUUUUUGCUGUGUAGACAUACCCAUGGCGUUUAAUGGUUUAUUAUCUCCUCUUACUCUCUGCCAAGAACUGUGUUGUUACAGUGGGAGGAUGUGUACUUCACAAAUGUGUGUUUCCCCACUGGUUCCUAUAAGGCUUCCUGUAUUAGUGGUGUUGCUUUCUGGGCAGAUUCAGUGAACCAGGAAAUACAGCAGCAUUUUACCAGAGGAAUGAUUUUUUUUUAGUGCAAAUUAAAAUAUAUUUCUGUGCAGAAUAUCUUGCCCCAAAUCAAGCCGGCAGUCUGGGGGACAUCAGUACAGCCACUGGAGAAGCUGGAGAUGCAUUUGCCAUAAUCCCCAAUAUCAGUUAUUUCACCUCAGUGCUGCUUUGACACUUGUCGUUUUGUUAAACGUCCUUUUUCUUUGAGUGCAUUUGUCAGGGUCCUGGUGUGGUGCUGGUUUUGCUCACAGUUCAUGGAGCCAUGGUCCUCAGCUGCUAUGUAUCAACAUAGAGCUAAGCUGAUUUAUACCAGCUGAGGUUCUGGCCCAAAGAGAGUACAGCUGGUAUGUUUUAAAGAAGCUUAAAAAAAUAUAAAAAUGUUCUAUGAGGUCACAUCCAAGGUACCAAUGCAGCAUUGUUCUCUACUGUAUAUUUAUAAAACAUCAAUGCAAGAGAUGUCCUCUGUGUGUCAUGGAUCCACAGGGUCUGGUUUAUGUCCCAGCCUGUAACCCUGGAGAGUGACCUCGAUAGACUGCCAGGUCUCAAGAAGCCACACAAUUCCACAGGGUGUGGCCCAUGGCCUCCAAGACUGGGCUGGUGGCACCAGCGAUCCCAGUCUCUCUCCAUGGCUCCCUGUAGCAAGUCCAGCAGAGUCAGUCUCCUGUGAGAGGCUUAUCCUGUACUCCUCCAGAGCACAAUGUUUCCUGUAAAGUAUUUGCAGCAACACCAGGAAGCCUUUUCAAAACAAGGUAACAAUUUAUUAGUCAGCUGGCUCACAGAAUCUGAAAGUCCUUAGGUUAGCAUAGAAAGGAAAAGAGGUGAAGACAGAAUUCGGUCUGGCCCACGUCAGGGGCAUCCUAGCUCUUAACACAGCCACCUGGCACUUUUCCCCUUCAAAGUUUGUCUCUCUCACCAACAGAAGUUGGUCUCUCUACUACCUCUCCUCUUUCUUCUCCAGCUCGGAGACCUUCUCUCUGCAGGGAAGCCAAGCAGUGUGGGAAAUUUCCUUCCUCUUGGCUGUUGGUUGCUAGGUGUUACUGUCCCCGCCACUGGGGUUUCCAGGGUCUCUUCCGAUCCACCAUUCACAUGUGUAGACUUUAUUUAGUUUGUUAAUGAUUCUGGUUUCCAGCCAGCCUGCUGAGUUAACAGCUCCUCCCUUUGCUUUACACUCAGGGAUUGUCUACAUUUAAAACGCUGCCAUGUGGCUUGCACCACUGUAGUGCUUCAGUGAAGACACUACCUAUGCUGACGACAGGGUUUCUCCCAUCAGUGUAGGUAUGCUUCCUCCCUGAGAGGCAGUAGCUAGGUGGAUGGGAGAAUUCUGUUUACCUAGCACUGUUUACACACUGGGGGUUGGGUCGGUUUAACUGCGUCGUUCACAGGUGUAGAUUUUCACACAUUCCUUAGUAAUGUAGUUAUACCAUGGCAAUGCAAAGCCCAGAGGGAAACUGAGGCACACUCAGGCAUCAUAAAUAUACUACCAAAGCCCCCACAUUCAUCAUAUUACAGAAGUCAUGUACAGAAGAGCAUGCCCUUUCCCUAACCCCACAGUAAACCCUACUUAGAGAGUGUACUACAGAUGGCAUGUAAGAGCACAGAGUAAAAGUAAAAAAUUGCUGGCCUAUAUAGACCGCCAAAAUUCACACCUCACUGAGCUUCAUAGUUAGUUGUCCUGUUCCCUGAAUUACAUCUAAGGAAGGCUGCACAGUUGGGUGAAAGGAAAACAUACAGUGGAUGGAUUCUAUUAAAAUGAGUGAACUACACCCCAAAGGGAGCAGAGAAGUUGCAUAAAAAAACAAAGGCCAACAUUUUCAGACUUAGACUCAGCGUUUGUAAAGCCAUUCAGGUGCUUAAACUUAAGAGUGGGUUUGCUUUUUACCCUUUUGCUGAAUAGAUUUUGGGAGGAACUUUAUUUUCCAGACCAGAGGCUUGCCUCCCCUGGCUCCAUGCAGCCUAGUUGAGCUGUGUGCCUGGAUACGGUCCUUAAUUUCACCCUUUUUUACUUCCAUGCCUGACUGCUCUUUCCCCUCUGAGACCAUGUUCUCUCUUCCAGGCUGGUUCUACUUUUUAAAGCUUUGUUUAACUUAUUUUGCAACUUUCUACCACCUUCCUCUCCUCUCCCCUCCUCCACCUACCCUUUCAAGCCAGAGCGUAGGAAUCCCUUAUCCAAGGCUAGGUCUCUAACAGGGGCCUUUUGUCUUCUGUGGGGAUUUUUAGCAAAUGACCUUCUCCUGUCCAUGGACAGCUCAUUCUUGUCAUAAGGGGCUCCCUUUGACUCCCUACAAAGUCCCAGGAUAAAGUAAUUUGAGCCAAUUUGGCUAAAAUUAAAGUUAAAAAUUAAAAAUAAAGGGUUAAGGAACCAUUUAUUUGCCUGUUCUGUGCACAUACUCCUACCUACAGCAUCCUGCCACCCAAGCCAUGUGUUAAUCAUGCAACAGGAAGUAGGAGACAGGCUGAUGGCAGGUUUGGAUGGUACUUGAAAAUAGCCAAAUGAAAACAGAACUUGAAAACAAAAUUGUUUCAGCUUGACAGAAACAUUUUAGUUGACUCAAAACGAAAUAAAAAAACAAACCAAAGAUUUCUAGUCAAUCAAAAUGUUUUGGAAGAUUUGAAACAAAAUGUGAUUGAGUAUCUCACUUUGAUGAAAACCAAAAAAUCCGUUCUGCUCUCUGCU